Molecule: messenger RNA, 2007 nt
Organism: Uloborus diversus
Lineage: Eukaryota; Metazoa; Arthropoda; Arachnida; Araneae; Uloboridae
Product: zinc finger protein 836-like
Exons: 8
Coding region: 1-1902 (633 amino acids)
Biological process (GO): regulation of transcription by RNA polymerase II
Molecular function (GO): RNA polymerase II cis-regulatory region sequence-specific DNA binding; DNA-binding transcription factor activity
Source: RefSeq, a predicted model, not a curated record
AUGACGCAUGAGCUAAAAUUGCUUCGGAUAGCAAUUCUGGUUUGUCGCUCCUUGUGUGUAUAUGAUGCUAAUAUUUCUAACCAUCCUCGCCGCAAAUACUGCAAAAGUGACAAUAAUUAUGAAACUGCUCUUGAAUUUAGAAGUGGAGUCAUGAAUUUCUGCUCUUACUGUCAGUAUUCAACGCCAAAUGUUAGUAACCUUAAACGUCAUAUGCUUGGGCACAGUGGAAAGCGACCUUUCAAAUGUGAAUUAUGCCACAAAGCAUUUCGACAAAAAGAACAUUUGAAAACUCACAUGCUUAUCCACACUGAUGUGAAAACAAUUGCAAAAUUCAAAGCAACUGAAAGAAAUUCUCUUAAAAUGUGCACUAUUUGUUCUUACUCAACAUAUAACGGAGAAGAGUUGCAGCAACAUUUGCUGUAUCAUUCAAGAGAAGAGCGUCCUUACACGUGUGAAACUUGUUCAAAAUCAUUUAAACAGAAAGGCCAUCUGAAAGCUCAUUUAAUUGUGCACACUGGAGAGCGUCCCUUUAAGUGCGGAGUUUGCAAUAAGAGUUUUUCUUCGAAGCAAAAUCUUAAGCAUCAUCAUUUACUGAAACAUACUGGAAAUCGACCAUAUGUUUGUGAAGUUUGUCAUAAAUCUUUUAAGCAAAAAGCUCAUCUUAAAACUCACCUGAUUACUCACACUGGAGAGCGACCCUUCACAUGUCACUUAUGUGGAAAAGAUUUUUCAACGAAACAAAACUUCAAAUCUCAUACGAUUUUUGUAGUUCUAGUGCUGAAGAAACCUGCAGCAGGCGAGUUGAGCGAGCCCCAGGUAGCGGCAAAGCCCCCGAAGUACACCAACCAAGGUGGUGCACUUUGGGGGUCAUCAACCCAGCUGAGGUGGUUGGUGUCUCAAUGCAAGGCAAAAGUUGUGUGUGUUCCACUCAACGACCAAAGCAAAGGAUCCGCUUAUGCUGGGCAAGAGAACAGGUUUUCUGCACCCAACAACAAUGGACUUCUCUGCUGUUCACAGACGAGUCCAGAUUUACAUUGGAGAGUGGUUCCGGGCGUCUACUGUUCUGGAGGAAACGGCACUAGAUACCAUCAAUCCAACACUGUUGAAAGGCACAGUUAUAGAGACGGUGGAAUCAUGAUUUGGGCAGGGAUCUCGCUCGGUGGUCACACUGACGUGCAUGUGUUCUGUGGAGGAACUCUGACUGGUCUGAAAUAUUGGAAUGAGAUUCUUGAUCCAUAUGUCUGCCCAUAUGCUGGUGCUAUUGGUAAUGACUUCAUUCUGAUGGAUAGUAAUGCACGAACUCACCGAGCUCGGAUUGUUGAGGAGUAUCUUAACGACCUUGGUUCGGAACAAAUGGAAUGGCCAGCUCGAUCUCCAGAUCUGAAUCCAAUACAGCAUUUUUUGGACUAUCUUGGCAGACAGGUUGCCGCUUUAAAUCGUCCUCCAAGAUCGUUACAUGAGCUGGAGCAAGGCUUACUCUGCUCAUUGGAAUCUGGAAUGUGUGUGAAGCUUAGUAAAAAUAGUAUGCUGAGAAUUUGUCCAGAGUGCCCAUUUACAACACUAAAAUAUGAUCAGUUUAAAAAACAUUUACUUGGCCAUAGUCAAAAACAGAAAUUUAUUUGUGAAAUAUGUGAUCAGUCAUUUAAACUAAGAGCCCAUUUAAAGCGACAUUCGGCUUCUCAUUAUCUUGAGUAUGAUCCUGAUAAAAGCUAUGAAAAAAGAGGCAGCAAGUAUUUUUGUACAUAUUGUUCUUAUUCAACCUACCAUAUUGGACAUGUGAAAAGACAUCUGGCCGCUCAUAGCAUGGUUCGACCCUUUCAAUGCAGGUUCUGUGAAAAAUCAUAUAAGCAAAAAGAACACCUUAAACGCCACUGGAUUACACAUCUUACAAAAGAAGUGUAGUUUUAACUUUUGUGUUGUGUUUAGUCCCAAUAUUUAGUGACCUUUUCUGUAUGGGCUAUAUUUCGAGAAUUUUAUUAUUUUUUGGGGAGUUCUAAUAAAAUAGUU